AUGGGCGCGCCGCGACGAGCAGGCCAGCCCUUCCGCCGGGUCGGCAGGGGCGGACAGUCCAACUACGGGCAUAACAAACGGAAAACAGUCGACGCCGGGUCGCUGCGCAGCACCGAACAGACGUCGCAGAACGAGCGGCUCGAGUCCACACGCCUCGCAGACCGCAUCGAUGAGUCCAUGGGCUUCUCACGCUUCGACGCCGGCAGGAACAGGAUCGGGUGGCUCGUUAAUAUGCGCUCGACCGCCAUAGAAGACGAGCACGUGCCGGGCGGGAGAGCGGGCGUCGACUUUUACUUCAUCGGCGAGGACGGUGACACCUUCAAGGCGACGCUCGAGUACGAUCCGUACUUUCUGCUCGCCGUGAAGAAGGGAAAGGAACAAGACGUCGAGGAGUGGUGUCGACGGUCCUUUGAGGGGCUCGUCAAGACAUUCAAGCGCGUGGACAAGGAGGACUUGUCCAUGCCCAACCAUCUCACAGGCUACCGGAGAACGUUCCUGCAGCUCAGCUUCGCCAACGUGAACGACCUGCUCGCCGUGCGCAGAGCCGUCAGUCCCGUAGUCGAGAAGAACAAGAAGAACGUUAACGCCAUGGACACGUACGCCGAGGUUGCCACGGGGAAUGUGGACAUGGAUUUUUACGACAAUGACGAUUACGAACACGAGAAACGAUAUACCGCUGUUAUUGAUCCCAGCGACUUCAUUCUGGACAUCCGUGAAUACGACGUCCCUUACCAUGUCCGCGUGGCCAUCGACAAGGACGUCAGGAUUGGGAAUUGGUACACAGUCGAGGCGAAGCACGGCGUGGUCAGCAUGUCAUGUCUGGAGGAUCGUCUGACGCCUGCGGACCCCGUGGUCAUGGCGUACGACAUCGAGACGACGAAGCUGCCGCUCAAGUUUCCGGAUGCUGUCAUUGACCAAAUCAUGAUGGUCUCAUACAUGAUCGAUGGCCAGGGUUUCCUCAUCACCAACCGCGAGAUCGUGUCCGAGGACAUCCAGGACUUUGAAUACACUCCCAGACCAGAGUACCCCGGACAGUUCAUCAUCUUCAACGAGCCGGACGAGAAGGCCCUGAUCGAGCGCUUCUUCGAGCACAUCAAGGAGGCAAGGCCAACAGUCAUGGUCACAUACAACGGAGACUUCUUCGAUUGGCCAUUUGUCGAAGCAAGAGCUAGCGUGCUGGGCAUCGACAUGUACCAGGAGAUUGGCUUCCGGAAGAACAGCGAAGACAUCUACCAGUCCGACUACUGCGCACACAUGGACGCUUUCGCCUGGGUCAGUCGUGACAGCUACCUGCCGCAAGGAAGUCGUGGUCUGAAAGCAGUCACCAUGGCCAAGCUGGGCUACGACCCUGACGAGCUCGAUCCGGAACUCAUGACGCCCUACGCCUCUGAACGGCCGCAGACGCUGGCCGAGUACUCGGUUUCCGACGCUGUUGCCACGUACUAUCUGUACAUGAAAUAUGUGCACCCCUUCAUCUUCGCGCUGUGCAAGAUCAUUCCGCUGGGUCCGGAUGACACAUUACGAAAGGGUACUGGUACCCUGUGCGAGAUGCUGCUGAUGGUGCAAGCGUACCAGAAGGGCAUUGUUCUUCCAAACAAACACCAGGCGCCCAAGGAAGCCUUCUGGGAAGGCCAUCUUUUGGAGUCGGAAACCUAUGUCGGAGGUCACGUUGAGAGUAUCGAAGCCGGUGUCUUCCGCAGUGAUAUCCCAUACGACUUUGCAAUAGAUCCAACAGCUAUCGACGAGCUGGUCCGAGAUCUCGAUGCCGCGCUGAAGUUCAGCGUCGAGGUCGAAGAGAAGAAGAAGCUCGAAGACAUCACCAACUAUGAGGAGAUCAAGGGCCAGAUCGUCGAGAAGCUGAUGCAGCUCAAGAACACACCGAACCGGAGCGAACGACCGCUCAUCUAUCAUUUGGACGUCGCGUCCAUGUACCCCAACAUCAUGACGACGAAUCGACUGCAGCCCGAUUCCAUGAUACACGAGUCGAAUUGUGCCGCCUGCGACUUCAACCGGCCUGGCAAGACGUGCGAUCGCCGCAUGCCCUGGGCUUGGAGGGGCGAGUAUCUCCCCGCCAAACGCGACGAGUAUAACAUGGUGCGAAAUGCGCUUGAGAAUGAACGGUUCCCCGGGAAAUAUGCGAAUUCCAUGACGAGGACAUUCCAAGAACUAUCGGUGGACGAGCAAGCUACGCUGGUGAAGAAGCGCUUAACGGACUACUCGAAGAAGAUUUACCACAAGAUCCACGACCAGACAACAAUAGAGCGUGAAGCCAUCAUCUGCCAGCGCGAGAACCCUUUCUACGUCGACACAGUCGUCAGCUUCCGUGAUCGUCGAUACGACUUCAAGGGCAAGCAGAAGGUGUGGAAGGGCAAGACCGAAGAGCUGAAGAAGGCUGGUGCACCAGCUGCGCAGGUCGAAGAUGCAAAGAAGAUGGUCGUCUUGUUCGACUCCAUGCAGCUGGCGCACAAAGUCAUUCUAAACUCCUUCUACGGCUACGUCAUGCGCAAGGGUUCGCGAUGGUACUCGCUCGAGAUGGCCGGCGUCACGUGUCUGACAGGUGCACGCAUCAUUCAGCUUGCCCGAUCGCUGGUCGAGCGCAUCGGGCGACCGCUAGAACUAGACACGGACGGUAUUUGGGCCAUCCUGCCCGCGACGUUCCCGGAGAACUUUGCGUUCAAGAUGAGCAACGGCAAGAAACUGGCCAUCUCGUACCCCUGUACCAUGUUGAACCAUUUGGUUCACCAACAGUACACUAACCACCAGUACGAGACGCUCGUCGAUCCGCACACGUUCAGGUACGAGAAGCACAGCGAUAACACCAUUUUUUUCGAGGUCGACGGGCCGUACAAGGCUAUGAUUCUGCCGACGUCGAAAGAGGAGGACAAGAAUUUGAAGAAGCGAUAUGCCGUCUUCAACCACGACGGCAGUCUGGCGGAGCUGAAGGGGUUCGAGGUCAAGCGACGUGGUGAGUUGAAGCUCAUCAAGAACUUCCAGUCGCAGAUCUUCAAGUUCUUCCUUGAGGGCACGACGCUCGAAGAGACGUAUGGCGCUGUCGCAAACGUCGCCAACCGAUGGCUCGAUAUCCUCGACACGCGAGGUGCGACACUAGCCGAUGAAGAGCUUGUCGACCUCAUCGUCGAGAACAAGAGCAUGACCAAGACUCUUGAAGAAUACGGGGCGCAGAAGUCUACAGCCAUCACUACCGCCAAACGUCUCGCUGAGUUCCUGGGCGAGCAGAUGGUCAAGGACAAGGGUCUCAACUGCAAGUACAUCAUCUCCUCACGCCCGCGAAACGCUCCUGUCACCGAGCGCGCCAUCCCCAUGUCCAUCUUUUCCGCCGAGGACUCAGUCAAACGCUAUUUCCUACGGAAAUGGAUGCGCGAAGACCCCGGUGAGAUGGACAUUAGGAGCAUCCUGGACUGGGACUACUACCGCGAGCGUCUAGCAUCCGUCAUUCAGAAGCUCAUCACCAUCCCGGCAGCGCUGCAAAAAGUCAAGAACCCCGUACCUAGAGUGCCGCACCCCGACUGGCUCGCGAAGCGGAUUCGUCAGAAAGAAGACAAGCUCCAGCAGACGAAGAUGACGGAUAUGUUCACCAAGAGCAAGAAAGCACUGACCAACGGCGAUGCCAACGUUGCCAAUAACAAGCCGUCUGGCGACGUCGAAGACUUUGGCGUACCCAAACUGUCGCAAAUGAAGAGAGGCGUUGCUACCAGGAUGGUGUCCAAGCGAAAGGAGCCUGAGCCCGCGGUGCCUGUGCAGACAGACCCAUACGCCGCGCUGCCCAAGGUCAUGCCCGAUAUUGGUAGAGAUUACUCCGGAUGGCUUAUGUAUCAGAAGCAGAAGUGGAAGAUCCAACGCCAGGCCCGGAAUCGCAGACGACAGCUGUUCGGAGAGAAGUCAGUGGAUACCUCGGAUGCCAUUGGGACGCUCUUCAGGAACCAGGCCGAGACGCUGUUCAUGAGCACCUGGCAGCUCAUCCAACUGCGCCUGACAGAGAUUCCAGGAGAGGUGAAGGCGUUCGUGCUGAUCGACAAGAAGAUCCACACAUUGAAGAUUGUGGUGCCGCGGCAGCUGUACCUCAACCUCCGAAGCGAUGACCUGCCUGAUGUAUCGAUCAGCGGAUGCUCCGUGGAGAAGGUCGUCAACCACACUCUACCCAACGGACACCGGUCAAUUCACUUGUUCAAGCUGCAGAUGUCGGAGCAGACGUAUGUCCAAGAAGCGAACAGCAUCUCGGCCCUGUUCAACCAUGCCAGUGUUGAAGGUGUGUACGAGAAGCAAGUGCCACUCAACAUCCGCGCCAUUCUCGAACUGGGCAGCACUUGUACCUUCGACGAGUCGCAGAGGGGUGUUCUAGGCAGGGGUCUGGAGCAGGGCUUCGAUCUGUCGUCGUUGCGCAAGAUCCCCUCGAAGAAGCUGUAUCUUGCCGAUGCUUCGUUCGGCUACCUCUACGUGUACCACGUCAGCAGCGGCGACCGCAACAUCUACGCUGUCUUCUCGACGGGCAGGAGCGAGGCGCAUAUCAUCAUCCAGAACAAGUCCAAAGACUCCCAAGGCAUGCCAAAUGUCGAUAGGAUCUAUGUCGAGGCCCUGCAACGCCGGAUGGAAGACAGCCAGGGCGAGCCGUGGCAGGCGGCUAUUGAGUAUCAAGAGAACAUACAUUUCAAGACCACAAUGGUUACGACAAGACGAAAGGCACUGUUGGAACUCGGCGAUGUCAUCAAGAAGAUGAAGAUGGAUGAAGGCAAACCCGUCGUUGUCGUCAUGCAGUCUCCAAACCAGGCUCUGCUCUCGCACGAUAUCCCCAUGCUGAAGGACCUGCCCAUUCUGUCGCUGCACCCAGACGAGUCGGACAAGCAGCUGCCGCCUCUGGGCUGGCAGUCUUUCAUCGCCAAGCGCCUGGUGAGCCACUACCUGGAUCUGGGCUCGUGGGCGUCUCAUCUCAUGGAGCUCGCACGGUACGGCGACAUCCCGCUGUGCAACCUGGAGAGCAACGACCCGCGCUUCCUCAUCGACAUCGCCUACGCCAGGCGUCUCCAGAAAGAGCGCGUUAUCCUCUGGUGGUCAGGCCAGGCCAAACCCGAUCAUGCCGGCUACGAAAAGGACGACAUCCUCGGCCCCUUGGAGACAGUCGACAUGCCGUCCAUCAACAACCCCGGCACGUACUCUUCAGUGUGCAUCGACCUGAAUAUCCGCAACCUCGCCAUCAACACCAUCAUCUCUUCAUCUCUCGUCAACGAUCUUGAGGGCGCAGACAGCGUUUCCUUCAACCCCGCAGCGCCAUCCUUCGACUCCACGAAUGACGGAACAAACACAAUCUACUCGGACAACGCAUUUGCGUCAGCUGGCAUCACGGUACUGCGCGAGAUGGUAAAAGCGUGGUGGGUCGAGGCCUGCAGCGCAGGCAACGGGUUCUCGAUGGCAGACGUCAUGGUCCAGCACCUCGUGCGCUGGGUCAGCUCGCCCGGUUCGUUCCUCUACGACCGCAGCCUGCACUACUACGUACAGAUGAUGAGCAAAAAGACGUUGCAGCAACUCAUGAGCGACUUCAAGCGCGUGGGCAGCCACAUCGUGUUCGCCUCGCCCAACCGACUCCUGCUGCAGACAACAAAAGCAGAGGUCGGCAACGCAUACGCGUACAGCCAGUACAUCAUCAAGACGAUCAAGGCGAAGCCGCUGUUCCAGUUUAUGGAUCUCGAAGUCAAGGAAUACUGGGACUACCUCGUCUGGUACGACGCCUUCAACUACGGCGGCCGCGGCACCGCCACCGUCGUCGAGGAAUCCGCCCAGACCCUCGACGACAUCAUGUGCUGGCAGCUCGCCUCCUUCCUGCCACCGCCGCUACAGCCCGUCUUUGAGCAGUGGGUCCUCGAAUUCAUCGCCCUGAUGCACGCCCGCAAGCGGCCCGCAGCCCCAGACGGCACCUCGCCGCGCGCAACCCAGAUCCCCCUGCGCCCGCUCACUCUCGACCCGGACGCGGACACCCACAUCCUCCCCAAGCCCUUCACAAAGGGCCUGUACAAGCACAUGGUCACCCUCCUCCGCCGCCAGCACGCAGAGAUGCACAUCCCCGAGCUCGCAUCGGACUGGGCCUUCCCGUCGCUCCCAGGCGCACACACCGACCUCGCAAACCCCGUACUGCAGCUCGCAAAGAGCAUCUGCCAGGUCCUCAGCCUCGACCGUGCGAGCAGCCUCGAAGCUCGCCGUCUGCGCAAAGAUAUCCUACUCCUCUUCGAACUGCGCGAGUUCGCGCCUGCCGCCGCAUUCGCGAAUCCCAGCGCCUCCCUCGUCGUACCCGUCGUAUGUGAUGAGUGCACCGCCGCGCGCGACCUGGAUUUGUGCCGCGACGCCGCGCUGCUUCCUGCACUGCCUGACGCGCCGCUGCCGAAGUGGAAGUGCGACGCACCUCUCUGCGGCGCACCGUACGACAGACUCCGCGUCGAGGAGCGGCUCGUCGCUGAUCUGCAGCGUGUGCUGCUCGAUUGGUGCGCGCAGGAUCUUAAAUGUGGAAAGUGCAAGCGUCUCCGCAGCAACGAGUUUAUGGAGCAUUGUGCUUGUGCGGGGGAGUGGGUUGGGACUAGGGAUCGGCGGGAGGUGGGGAGGGCGUUGGGUGUUUAUAAGCGUGUGGCUGGGUUUUAUGGACUGGGGAUGUUGGAGGCGGUUGUUGAUGAGUGUUUGGAGGGGUUUUAG
Didymella exigua CBS 183.55 is the source of this 6693-nucleotide messenger RNA. RefSeq names its product DUF1744-domain-containing protein. The transcript has a single exon. Gene Ontology annotation, biological process: leading strand elongation; DNA replication proofreading; base-excision repair, gap-filling. The coding region runs from base 1 to 6693 and encodes 2230 amino acids. Gene Ontology annotation, cellular component: nucleus; epsilon DNA polymerase complex. Gene Ontology annotation, molecular function: nucleotide binding; single-stranded DNA 3'-5' DNA exonuclease activity; DNA binding. The record is from RefSeq and is a predicted model, not a curated record. NCBI's taxonomy places the organism in Eukaryota, Fungi, Ascomycota, Dothideomycetes, Pleosporales, Didymellaceae.